UCAAAAAGACAGAGAAUUUGAUUUAACAAGAUGAGUCAGAGUCACUGUCAAAGACGAAGGUUGAAUUUGAAUAGAAUAGCUGAGUCGUCAGGGGACGAUUCAGCCAUUCAUAAUGAGAUAAUUCUUCGUUUGGUUUUUGAUUCUAUGAAGUGGGAUGUUCGUUCCUUAUGUCAAACGGCGUCGGUUAAUCGAAAUCUACGAGCAUUAGCGAAAAGGUUAUUGUGGAAGGAGAUGUGUAUUUAUCGCGCACCGCGCAUGAUAGCGUCGUUAAUGGAGGGUGCGCCGAAUGGUCGGAUCGGAGGGGAAUGGGAAGCUAUGGCGAAAUUGUUGUUUUACUGCUGCGGGUGUAAUCCGACCCGACAUUUUCGAACGGGUCAAUCAUAUCCGGGUCAUUUCAUGAAAUCUUCUCGAUUUUCGAAGACGUCGGGUCGGAGUUUCUUAAUGAGGAGAUGUAGAACGGAUUUAUUGUACGUUAGUGAUCCGUGUGAGCACGAAAUCAGCGAUAGGAGUGAUGAUUUAGGGGUUUUCAGAGGGGUAUUUGGGGGAUUUAUGAGAUCGAAGACGAGGGCGUGUUUGAUUACGAAAGAAUUGGAGGUUGAAGAAGGAGUGAGGUGUCCGUUUUGCGGGGGUAGGGUUUGGAGUAUGACGGCUGCUAGGCUUAUACCAAAGAGCGCAGCGCGGAGGCUGGGUACCAUAGAAAACGGGUUGGAGUAUUUUGUGUGUGUUAAUGGGCAUUUACAUGGAAGUUGUUGGCUUGUGCAUUUAUCCUCAGAUGAAGACGAAAAUAAUGAUGAUGAUGAAGAAGAAGAUCGCGAGGAUGAUAGAAAUCAGAUUGGCAGUAAUGAAUAGGUGGGGCCUAUGUAAUGGCGAUCAUUGAUCGUCAUAAAUUCCGUCCCGUCCCUGAAGAUGAGAGUCAGGGACAGGAAGGAAGAAACAGAGUGAUAUGGAUUUACUUUAACUGAUGUUUGGUUUGUUUUGAAAAUUUUGAGAAGAGUUUCAGAAAGUUCUUUUUUUGUAGAAACAUUUCUCAACAAACCAAACACCAAGAGAGGAACAGCUGAUUGUACCAAAGAGUAAACAAUUAAAUCGGUGAAACUUAUUCGGUGUUCACGCUAAUUCAAUACAUGCACGUCACGUUUAAAUUUAUAGUUUAUUUUACUCAAUUUUUAUUAACAUGUGUUUUAAUUCACCAAAGCACAUGAUAAUAAAUUUUGGUGUAAACACCCUACUCGGAUAAGUUUUUUUCUUCGAUUGAAUUAAUGGAUUUUUGCUUU
This is a messenger RNA of Solanum lycopersicum (tomato), 1274 nucleotides long. RefSeq names its product EID1-like F-box protein 3. NCBI's taxonomy places the organism in Eukaryota, Viridiplantae, Streptophyta, Magnoliopsida, Solanales, Solanaceae. The record is from RefSeq and is a predicted model, not a curated record.